This is a messenger RNA of Penicillium soppii, 2004 nucleotides long. RefSeq names its product ATP-binding cassette long-chain fatty acid transporter PXA2. Gene Ontology annotation, molecular function: long-chain fatty acid transmembrane transporter activity; ATP hydrolysis activity; ATP binding. Gene Ontology annotation, cellular component: peroxisomal membrane. The record is from RefSeq and is a predicted model, not a curated record. Gene Ontology annotation, biological process: fatty acid beta-oxidation; peroxisome organization; very long-chain fatty acid catabolic process. Lineage: Eukaryota; Fungi; Ascomycota; Eurotiomycetes; Eurotiales; Aspergillaceae. The coding region runs from base 1 to 2004 and encodes 667 amino acids. The transcript has 3 exons.
AUGGCCGUUCAGUCCAAACUGCUACCGCCCGAACGUUCCGUCAAGCAAAUACUCUCCAGUUUAACAUCCCUCUACCUCCGAAACCGCACUCGCAUCUCACGCGGCGUAUACCUUGCACUCUUCGCCGCGCUUGCCAAACGAAUCCACAAUGCAAUCUCCGAGCAGAAAGCCGCGUCACAACAGGUAGAGCUACGCCGCCGUCCUGGCACCAGCAGUCUCGGCGAUGAGGAACAACCCCGCAAGAAGCGCGUCGAGAUUAACCGGGAGUUUUUCAAACAUUUGCUUCGUUUAUUGAAAAUUGUAAUUCCCGGCUGGCGCAGCAAAGAGCUGCGUCUGCUGGUCAGCCACAGUGUCUUCCUGGUGCUGCGCACGCUGCUCAGUUUGUAUGUUGCCGAGUUAGACGGCAAACUCGUGAGCAACUUGGUGCGCGGCAAAGGGAAAGAUUUCUUGCUCGGGCUUGUUUGGUGGAUGAUUGUGGCUAUUCCUGCUACUUUCACUAAUUCUAUGCGCCUUACAGACUACAUUCACGAGAAAUAUCUCUCCAACAUGACCUUCUAUGCUAUCUCUGCCUUGGAUGAUCGGAUCAAGAAUCCGGACCAGCUCGUCACGGUCGAUGUCUCUCGUUUCUCGGAUAGCUUGGCAGAGCUUUACUCCAAUUUGGCCAAGCCGAUUCUCGAUAUGGCUAUCUACAACUAUUCGCUGUCUAAGAACGUGGGAGGAGAAGGCCUCUUCAUCAUGAGUCUGCUGGUGCAACUGUCAGCUAAUGUCAUGCGCAUGCUGACUCCGCCAUUUGGCAAAUAUGUUGCCGAUGAAGCCCGAUUGGAGGGAGAGUUCCGCUUCCUCCACUCGCGGCUUAUUGACCACAACGAAGAGGUGGCUCUCUACCACGGUCACGAGGCCGAGAAGGAUACCCUGGACAAGGGUUACUUCACACUAAUCAAGCAUGUGAAUCGCAUCUUGCGUCGGCGUCUCUACCAUGGAUUCAUGGAGGACUUUGUGAUCAAGUAUUUCUGGGGAGCUUUGGGCUUGGUACUUUGCAGUGUGCCUGUCUUCUUCAAGAUUCCUGGCCAGGCGACUCACAGCAUGGGAGACCACACAGAAAAUUUCGUAACAAAUCGUCGCAUGUUGCUUUCCUCGUCUGAUGCUUUCGGUCGACUAAUGUUCUCUUACAAAGAGAUUUCCGAGCUGGCUGGUUACACGUCGCGGGUGUCCUCAUUAUUGGAAGUCAUGGACGAUCUGGUCGCUGGGCGAUUUGAGAAGAAAUUGGUAUCUUCCGCGUCAACAGAAGAAAACGCAGAGGUGCUCUCUGGCCGAGGUGAAGUAAUGGAAAGCGAUGCAAUCGAAUUCACUGACGUGCCCAUCGUAUCGCCAAAUGGCGAUGUUCUUGUGCGCAAGCUAUCUUUUACCGUUAACCCCGGUGACCACCUUUUGAUUGUCGGACCCAACGGGUGCGGUAAAUCGUCUCUUUUCCGGAUCCUGGGCGGGCUCUGGCCGGUAUACGGAGGCACAGUGAAGAAACCCCGUUUCGAGGAUAUUUUCUACAUACCUCAGCGGCCUUACCUAUCCCGUGGAACCCUGCGACAGCAAGUGAUCUAUCCAGACGGUGUCCACGAGAUGCGCGCCAAGGGUAUUACCGACGAGGACCUGUACGAGGUUCUAUCUGUGGUCGAGAUUGAAUCUGUCGUAGACCGCCCUGGAGGCUGGGAUGCGGAAGAAGAAUGGCGUGAUGUUCUGUCUGGUGGCCUGCAACAGCGUAUUGCUAUGGCUCGGCUGUUCUACCACCGGCCCAAAUUUGCUAUUUUGGAUGAAUGCACGUCCUCGGUGACUUUGGAGAUCGAGAAGGUCAUGUACGAGACGGCUAAGAAACUCGGCACCACUCUCAUGACUGUUUCGCACCGACGCAGUCUCUGGAAAUAUCACCAGAAGAUCCUACAGUUUGACGGACAGGGUGGAUAUAUCUUUACCGGUCUAGAUUGGGAGCGGCGCUUGAAACUUGAAGAGUAA